AUGGAAGACUCCAAAAAGGCGCUCCUUUCACAAAUGGAAGACUUCACCACUGCAUCCGAUCCACCCCCAGCCUACGACCAGCCAACCACCAAGCCAAACCGCGGGGCACCACUACCACGCCCACCACCCCUCAAUCUACCCGCACUGAACAACCUCCGCAACAAGCGCGUAAUCCUCGCCUCACAAUCCCCCCGCCGCAAACAAAUCCUCUCAUUCCUAGGCCUCCCCAACCUAGAAAUCAUCCCCUCAAAGGCAGAAGAAGACCUCCCCAAAAGCCUCGGCCCCUUCGAAUACGUCCUAGCAACAGCACAAAAGAAAGCCCAAGCAGUCUACGAACAAGAAAUCAACAACGAAACCCAAGGCGAACCAGCCCUCAUCCUAGCAGCCGACACAAUCAUCGUAGACCCCACUUCCGGCUCAAUCCUCGAAAAACCACGCUCAGAAGCACACCACGUCUCCAUGCUCCGCUCCCUCCGCGAUAUCCGCGACCACAAAGUCUACACUGCGCUCGUGGCUAUGGCGCCUUUGGCUAGUGCCCGGGAUCCGGGGUAUGCUAUGGAGACGACGGUUGAGGAGACGGAUGUGCGGUUCGAUGGUGAGGUGACGGAUGAGUUGAUUCUGGCUUAUGUGCGGACGCGCGAGGGUGCGGAUAAAGCUGGUGGGUAUGGGUUGCAGGGGCUUGGGAGUAUUCUUGUUGAGAAGGUGGAUGGGAGUUAUGAUAAUGUUAUUGGGUUGCCGCUUAAGGCGACGCUGAAGUUGAUUGAGACGGUUAUGGCGAAGGCGGAUGAUGAAGAGGAUAUGUUUUCCGAUGGAGAGGAGGAGGAUUUAGAAUAG
Molecule: messenger RNA, 834 nt
Organism: Penicillium salamii
Lineage: Eukaryota; Fungi; Ascomycota; Eurotiomycetes; Eurotiales; Aspergillaceae
Source: the annotation of a GenBank genome assembly